CUGGGCUCAUGGAGCCGGUCGAGCGGGCGGGAGGCGGGGAUCCCCCGGAGCCCGGCGGGCGUCCGGUGCAGGGACUGCGGGGCUUCGUCCCGCAAAAGGAGAUCGUGUACAACAAGCUGCUGCCCUACGCCGAGCGGCUGGACGCCGAGUCCGACUUGCAACUGGCCCAGAUAAAAAGCAACCUGGGCCGGGCCGUGCAGCUCCAAGAGCUUUGGCCCGGGGGCCUCUUCUGGACCAGGAAACUCUCCACAUAUAUUCGACUUUAUGGGAGAAAAUUUAGCAAAGAAGAUCAUGUUCUUUUUAUUAAGUUAUUGUAUGAACUGGUAUCAGUUCCCAAACUGGAAAUCAGCAUGAUGCAGGGAUUUGCCCGCCUUUUGAUCAACUUGUUAAAGAAAAAGGAACUUCUUUCAAGAGAUGAUUUGGAGUUACCUUGGAGACCACUUUAUGACAUGGUAGAAAGAAUAUUAUAUUCCAAGACAGAGCACCUGGGAUUAAAUUGGUUUCCUAAACAGAGGGUCUCUAAGUUGCUGAGGCUGGCCUGGAAUUUGCAGUCCUCCUGUCUCAACUUCCCAAGUCGCUGGGAUCACAGUUCUGUAGAAAAUGUUCUCAAAACACUCGUGAAAAGCUGCCGACCGUAUUUUCCAGCAGAUGCAACAGCAGAAAUGCUAGAGGAAUGGCGGCCUUUAAUGUGUCCUUUUGAUGUAACAAUGCAAAAGGCCAUCACUUAUUUUGAAAUAUUUCUUCCUACCUCCCUUCCUCCAGAACUUCAUCAUAAAGGUUUUAAACUUUGGUUUGAUGAAUUAAUUGGCCUUUGGGUUUCAGUGCAAAAUCUCCCACAGUGGGAGGGGCAACUGGUAAAUCUCUUUGCUCGAUUGGCUACAGAUAAUAUAGGGUACAUAGAUUGGGAUCCAUAUGUACCAAAGAUAUUUACAAGAAUUUUGAGAAGUUUGAACCUCCCAGUGGGAAGCAGUCAAGUGUUAGUUCCAAGAUUUUUAACAAAUGCUUAUGAUAUAGGCCAUGCUGUGAUAUGGAUCACUGCCAUGAUGGGUGGACCAAGUAAGCUAGUGCAAAAACACUUAGCUGGUUUGUUUAACAGCAUCACAUCUUUUUACCAUCCUUCAAAUAAUGGGCGCUGGCUGAACAAGUUAAUGAAACUACUUCAGCGAUUGCCAAACAGUGUUGUUAGAAGAUUGCAUCGUGAAAGAUACAAGAAGCCCUCUUGGUUAACUCCUGUGCCUGAUAGCCAUAAGCUUACUGAUCAAGAUGUUACAGACUUUGUACAAUGCAUUAUUCAGCCUGUUCUUUUGGCUAUGUUUAGCAAAACUGGUAGUCUAGAAGCAGCCCAGGCUCUGCAGAAUCUUGCACUCAUGAGACCUGAGUUAGUAAUACCCCCUGUGCUUGAAAGAACAUAUCCUGCAUUAGAGACAUUAACAGAACCUCACCAGCUCACAGCUACUUUAAGUUGUGUAAUUGGAGUAGCCCGAAGUUUGGUAUCAGGGGGCAGAUGGUUUCCUGAAGGUCCAACACAUAUGCUACCUCUGUUGAUGAGAGCAUUGCCUGGGGUGGAUCCAAAUGACUUUAGUAAAUGCAUGAUCACAUUCCAGUUUAUAGCAACAUUUUCUACUCUGGUGCCUUUAGUAGAUUGUUCAUCUGUACUGCAGGAAAGGGAUGACCUAACAGAAGUGGAACGAGAACUGUGUUCCGCCACAGCUGAAUUUGAAGAUUUCGUCUUGCAGUUUAUGGACAGAUGCUUUGGACUUAUAGAAAGUAGUACAUUGGAGCAAACAAGAGAAGAGACUGAAACUGAGAAAAUGACUCACUUGGAGAGUUUGGUUGAAUUAGGUCUGUCUUCUACGUUUAGCACAAUCCUCACACAAUGUUCCAAAGAAAUAUUUAUGGUGGCCCUUCAGAAGGUUUUUAAUUUUUCUAUUUCACAUAUAUUUGAAACAAGAGUGGCAGGCCGCAUGGUGGCAGACAUGUGCCGUGCUGCUGUAAAGUGCUGCCCAGAAGAAGCUUUGAAGCUAUUUGUUCCCCACUGCUGUAGUGUUAUAACUCAACUUACAAUGAAUGAUGAUGUGUUGAAUGAAGAAGAGCUAGAUAAGGAGUUACUAUGGAAUCUUCAACUUUUAUCAGAGAUUACCCGAGUGGAUGGGAAGAAGUUGCUUCUUUAUAGGGAGCAGCUUGUAAAGAUUCUCCAAAGAACCCUACAUUUAACCUGUAAGCAGGGUUACACUCUGUCUUGUAACCUUUUGCAUCAUCUUCUUCGUUCUACUACACUUAUCUACCCUACAGAAUACUGCAGUGUACCAGGUGGCUUUGACAAACCUCCUUCUGAAUACUUUCCUAUCAAGGAUUGGGGUAAGCCUGGGGACUUGUGGAAUCUAGGAAUUCAGUGGCAUGUUCCAUCUUCAGAGGAAGUUUCUUUUGCCUUCUAUUUGUUGGACUCCUUUCUUCAGCCUGAGCUCGACAAACUUCAGCGUUGUGGGGAUGGAGAACUUGAAAUGUCUAGAGAUGAUAUUCUACAGAGUCUGACUAUAGUGCACAACUGUUUAAUUGGCUCAGGGAACCUCCUACCUCCACUGAAAGGAGAUCCAGUUACUAAUUUGGUACCAAGUAUGGUGUCCUUGGAGGAGACGAAGUUGUACACUGGACUUGAAUAUGAUCUAUCCAGAGAGAACCACCGAGAAGCAAUUGCUAGGGUCAUAAGGAAACUUCUUAACCACAUACUUGAUAAUUCAGAAGAUGAUACCAAGUCAUUAUUUCUAAUCAUAAAGAUUGUUGGAGACCUUUUACAAUUCCAAGGAUCUCACAAGCAUGAAUUUGACUCUAGAUGGAAAAGUUUUAACUUAGUAAAGAAAUCAAUGGAAAAUCGGCUUCAUGGGAAAAAACAACAUAUCAGAGCACUAUUGAUUGACAGAGUAAUGUUGCAGCAUGAGCUACGAACACUAACUGUUGAGGGUUGUGAGUACAAAAAGAUACAUCAAGAUAUGAUCAGAGAUCUUCUCCGAUUAUCUACAAGUUCAUAUAGUCAGGUCAGAAAUAAGGCUCAGCAAACAUUUUUUGCUGCUUUAGGAGCAUAUAACUUCUGUUGCAGAGAUAUUAUUCCCUUGGUUUUGGAGUUUUUACGUCCCGACAGACAAGAUGUCACACAACAGCAAUUUAAGGGUGCUUUGUAUUGUCUCCUUGGAAAUCACAGUGGUGUGUGUUUGGCAAACCUUCAUGAUUGGGACUGUAUUGUGCAGACAUGGCCAGCAAUUGUUUCUUCAGGGCUUAGCCAAGCAAUGUCACUAGAAAAGCCAUCAAUUGUGAGACUGUUUGAUGAUCUUGCAGAAAAGAUUCACAGGCAAUAUGAAACAAUUGGCUUGGACUUCACAAUUCCAAAGUCAUGUGUUGCAAUAGCAGAAUUACUUCAACAGUCACCGAAUCCUUCUAUCAACCAGUUAUCACUUAGCCCAGAAAAAAUUAAGGAAGGGCUUAAACGCCAACAAGAAAAGAAUGCUGAUGCUCUAAGGAACUAUGAGAAUUUGGUAAACACUUUACUGGAUGGUGUGGAACAAAGAAACCUGCCCUGGAAAUUUGAACAUAUAGGCAUUGGACUUCUGUCUCUACUGUUGAGAGAUGAUCGAGUAUUGCCUCUUCGUGCCAUACGGUUUUUUGUUGAGAAUCUCAACCAUGAUGCAAUUGUAGUUCGAAAGAUGGCUAUCUCAGCUGUUACUGGAAUUCUCAAGCAGCUAAAGAGAACACACAAAAAGUUAACUAUCAACCCUUAUGAAAUCAGUGGAUAUCCUAAACCCACCCAAAUUCUUGCUGGUGAUAGGCCUGAUAAUCAUUGGCUGCAUUAUAAUAGCAAAAGUAUACCAAGAACUAAAAAAGAAUGGGAGUCAAGUUGCUUUGUUGAAAAAACUCACUGGGGAUACUAUACUUGGCCAAAGAAUAUGGUUGUUUAUGCUGGUGUGGAAGAGCAGCCUAAGCUUGGCAGAAGCAGGGAGGAUAUGACAGAGGCAGAACAGAUUAUAUUUGAUCAUUUUUCUGAUCCUAAAUUUGUUGAACAGUUAAUUACUUUUCUAUCUUUAGAAGACAGAAAAGGAAAAGAUAAGUUUAAUCCCCGACGUUUUUGCCUCUUUAAGGGUAUAUUUAGAAAUUUUGAUGAUGCCUUUCUGCCAGUUCUGAGGCCCCAUUUAGAACAUUUGGUUGCAGAUUCUCAUGAAAGUACCCAGCGAUGUGUUGCAGAAAUUAUAGCUGGUUUAAUCCGAGGUUCUAAGCAUUGGACAUUUGAAAAGGUGGAGAAGCUUUGGGAGCUUCUGUGCCCUCUGCUUAGAACAGCUUUGUCCAACAUUACAGUAGAAACUUAUAAUGACUGGGGAACUUGCAUAGCAACAUCCUGUGAAAGCAGAGAUCCUCGGAAACUUCAUUGGCUUUUUGAGCUCUUAUUGGAAUCACCAUUGAGUGGUGAAGGAGGAUCCUUUGUAGAUGCAUGUCGACUUUAUGUACUACAAGGUGGCCUUGCCCAGCAAGAGUGGAGAGUGCCUGAAUUAUUGCACAGACUACUGAAGUACUUGGAACCCAAACUCACCCAGGUUUACAAAAAUGUCAGGGAAAGAAUAGGGAGUGUGCUGACCUACAUAUUCAUGAUAGAUGUUUCUUUGCCAAAUACUGCGCCAACAACAUCCCCUUGUAUUCCUGAGUUUACUGCUCGAAUUUUAGAGAAAUUAAAACCCCUUAUGGAUGUGGAUGAAGAAAUUCAGAACCAUGUUAUGGAAGAAAAUGGAAUUGGUGAAGAAGAUGAACGAACUCAGGGCAUUAAACUCUUAAAAACUAUAUUGAAGUGGCUGAUGGCAAGUGCAGGCAGAUCCUUCUCUACAGCAGUCACAGAACAACUUCAGCUUCUGCCAUUGUUUUUUAAGAUUGCCCCCGUGGAAAAUGACAAUAGCUAUGAUGAACUGAAAAGAGAUGCAAAACUUUGUUUAUCACUAAUGUCUCAGGGGUUGCUUUACCCUCAUCAAGUGCCUUUGGUACUUCAGGUGCUAAACCAAACAGCAAGAAGCAGUUCUUGGCAUGCGAGAUAUACAGUACUGACCUACCUCCAGACCAUGGUGUUUUAUAACCUCUUUAUUUUCCUAAACAAUGAAGAUGCAGUUAAAGACAUCAGGUGGCUUGUUAUAAACCUUUUGGAGGAUGAGCAAUUAGAGGUUCGAGAAAUGGCUGCUACCACCUUAAGUGGUCUGUUACAGUGUAACUUCCUUACCAUGGACAGUCCUAUGCAGAUUCAUUUUGAGCAACUUUGCAAAACAAAACUACCUAAGAAAAGAAAGCGAGACCCUGGUUCUGUAGGAGAUACCAUUCCUUCUGCAGAGUUGGUGAAACGCCAUGCUGGGGUGCUAGGACUUGGUGCUUGUGUUCUUUCAAGCCCUUACAAUGUUCCCACCUGGAUGCCCCAGCUACUUAUGAAUCUCAGUGCACAUUUGAAUGAUCCUCAGCCUAUUGAGAUGACUGUAAAAAAGACCUUAUCCAAUUUUCGAAGGACACACCAUGACAACUGGCAAGAACACAAACAGCAAUUCACUGAUGACCAACUGCUUGUUCUCACGGAUCUCCUUGUGUCACCAUGCUAUUAUGCAUAGGAGAUGACUAGUCCUCACUUCAGGCUCUUUUCAUCAAAAACUCCAGAUCCUCAGGUACCAUCUGUGGUGGCUCUCUGCAGGUUUAAAACUCUGCCUUUGUUGAGCUCUCAUAAUUUUGAUGAUUUCCGUGUUUGGUCUCAUUAGUCUGUGUCCACAGGUUCUCAGCUGCCAUUUGGUUUCUUGAUUUGUCCAUAGUGUUUCCAGAAUAUACUUUUUGUUUGAGGCAUCUGACAAAGUCACAAAGUCUCAGACUAGAAAUUAUUACCCAGUACGAACAUGGCAUCUAAGGCCAAACAGUCUAGGAACUCAUUAAGAAAAAAAAAUUCUUUUUUUUUGAAUGGAGAAAACCCAUCAUUAAUACAAGUCCUGUCAUUUCACUCAUCUCAAAUUAUUUUGAAUUUUCCCAAAUGGCUGUUGGAUGGUAGUAGGGCAGUGGGCCAUAAAUCUGAAGCCUUGAGAGCCUUGGAGAGCCAGAAGAGGAAAGGAAAAGAGGAGGGCAACUCUUGAACCUUACCGAUGACUGAUGAAUUGCUGGACCAAGUCACAGAAGCAAAGUCUGUUUCCCAGACUGGAGUUUUUGGUGCUGAAUAGAGCCAGUUGCUGAAAGAAAAAAAAUGGGGGUUUGUUGAAUAAAUUUUUGAUUGAUUGUUGUGUGUGUAUACAAUGUGUGAUUUUGAAAAUAAACAACAACAGUAAACAUCCUGA
Molecule: messenger RNA, 6326 nt
Organism: Marmota monax (woodchuck)
Lineage: Eukaryota; Metazoa; Chordata; Mammalia; Rodentia; Sciuridae
Gene: Psme4
Product: proteasome activator subunit 4
Exons: 48
Coding region: 9-5621 (1870 amino acids)
Biological process (GO): proteasomal ubiquitin-independent protein catabolic process
Cellular component (GO): nucleus; cytosol; spermatoproteasome complex
Molecular function (GO): proteasome binding; peptidase activator activity
Source: RefSeq, a predicted model, not a curated record